AUGAAAGUCAGGGAGUCCAGCAAAUGCCUGAAUCCUGCAUCUCCGCAGGCUCCCGACGCUAUGGAUACUGGGAUGGCUUUGCCAGCCACUUGUCAAGUACAGAAUCUCUCGGACUCGGAACACCGCCAGAGAUUUGCAGCCCCUGUAACCAGCCCGACGAAGCGCUUCCGGAACGUGCAUUCCGGAGGUUCCAAGAUUGACGGGAAGAGGAGAAAAGUUGUGGACAACGGUGACGGGACAGUAGCCUUGUUCCUGAGUUAUGGCAACAAUUUGUGUGGAACUGAUCCUGCGGAGCAGACGCCCUUCGCCGAGCAGAGUAAUCUCUCCAUGUCGACGUACAUGGGUUCUGUGGAUAAGCUCUCGAUGCCGAUGUACAGUCCCCGAAGAGAGUUGCCAGCUGGUGGCAGACCAGUGGUCGGAUUGAGGUUGUCACAAGUCAUCGAGCCGACGCCCUAG
Messenger RNA from Plenodomus lingam JN3, 456 nucleotides. NCBI's taxonomy places the organism in Eukaryota, Fungi, Ascomycota, Dothideomycetes, Pleosporales, Leptosphaeriaceae. The record is from RefSeq and is a predicted model, not a curated record.